Molecule: messenger RNA, 6636 nt
Organism: Dipodomys ordii (Ord's kangaroo rat)
Lineage: Eukaryota; Metazoa; Chordata; Mammalia; Rodentia; Heteromyidae
Product: leucine-rich repeat-containing protein 37A3-like
Exons: 12
Coding region: 1-6636 (2211 amino acids)
Source: RefSeq, a predicted model, not a curated record
AUGUCCCCGGUCUGUCUUUGGGCCCUAAGGCUCCUUCUCCUGUCGCUACAGUUGUGGCUUUUGGUCCAGCCGGCUCCAAUUGCUCAUUGGGCUAGGAAUUCAGUCCAGCUGACCUCUGACUCUCACCCUUCUUACCUCCCAACUGAAUCUCCCAACAUCCUGACACCCCCAGCCGACUCCAGAGACCCCUAUAACCUUGGGUCUUCUGUCCCUUCUAAGAUAUCUGCACCAUCUCAGGAGCUGACCGAUAGUUUGCUUCCAUUCCUAGACAAAGAUUCUGGACAGCCCUCUCCAAAAUCAAAACAGGUUCUAGAUCCUCAACAAGAUCUACCAGACAAGUUAAUUGUACAGGAGAGGCUCCCAGAGGCGGUGCCAGUUGGAGGUGGAAAUUACAAUGAGGCUGAGACUCACCCUCAUCCACUCAAAAGUAAGUUUCAGACCAUUGAUCUAACUCAGGCUUCAGAUCACCAAUCAUUUGAAAUACUUCUUGCUGCUGAACAUAAUCAGAGUUCAAGAACAACACCGUUAAUGGUUUCACCAGGGAACCUGGAGAAUGAUAUUGCUCAGCAUUCUCGACUUGCUACAUUUAUUGUUGGAACUGAAAAACAAUUUGCAGAACCUCAUCCUCAGAAACAACCUUUGCAGAAUGAUUAUUCAAAUCUAAGUACAGAUAUGGUUUAUGCUGACAACCUACCCCAUAAAUCCCAAGAGAAUCCAAGGGUACCUAUAGAGCUCCUCCAGCUGGAGACCCAAACUCUGGAGACUCCUGAGAAGGCUCCAUUCUCUACACCCAAGAGAGAUACUCCAGCUCAAUCUCAGCUUGAGAGGGUUGUGCCAUCCAUACAUCCUGGGGUCAAGUUUUCAUUUCCAAAUACAAAAGAAGCUCAAUAUUCAACCUUGGAAAAUUCCUUGAUUAAUCCUCUGGAUAUAGAGGAUACUACUCCCAAAAAACAGCAGACCUAUACGCAGGCUCCAGAGAGCGCUGAGGAGGAAAAACACACAUCUACCCAAAAACAGGAGCCAGCUCAGCCUUCAGAGCUCCAUGAGGGCAGAGAAAAUGAUGAAAACCAGAUGGAAGUCCCAGCUUAUCCUGAAAAGACUUCUGAGGAAGUCAUACCCUCAGUUCAGCAAGAGGUUCCAGUUCAAGUUCCAGAGUCCCUUAGGGAGAAAAUAGUUGAAACUUUACCCUAUCAUGAGGUGACAGCUCAACCUCUAGGUCCUGAUCAAGAUUACCAUGACUACUUCCCCAAUGUUACAGUUAAGCAACUUGAUAUGGAAGUUAGCAUAAAUUCAGAGCCUACCAAGAAGGCUGAAUAUAACCCAGACCAGCAUGAGGUCCCAAGUCAACCUCUAGGACUUCCUGUAGUGGCUGAAACCCCUUCCCACCUCGAGGAGCAAACGGCUCAGCCAUCUCAGUCUCCUAGGGAGGGUGAAACUUCUGGAAGCUAUCUGGUGUCCUCAAUUCAGCCUCCAGAGUUCAAUGAGGAUCUUCAGGAUGGCCCAUAUCAGACUUCUGGCCCUAUUUUGCUGAAUAAACCUCAUCCCAGUGAGCAAGAGCAGGUAACUCACUAUUCUGAAUCUCCUGAAGAAGUAGAAUCUUUUGGAAGCCACCUGGAAGACCAUGCUGAGGCUGAGAAGUCUCUGGAGGAAUUUACACAUCCAGCUGAGCCUGAGGCUCCAAGUCAUGCUCCAGAGUUCCAUAUGAAUAUAGUAAAAACUCCAGUAGAGGUGACAAAAUAUCCAGCUCUCCAUGACAACCUGGCUGGUAUUAAAGUUAAGCCUGAAGAUAAGGAAGUUGCUAUUCCUUCAGAGACUACCAAGGAGAUGGAAACUUCUGUAGUAGAACAUGAUUCCUCCAUUAAGCCAGAUGGUCUUCCUAUGGAGGAAGAAUACCCUCCCAGAAAGAAGGAGCAGCCAGCUCAGCCUUCUGAAUCUCCUGGGGAGGCUGAAACUUCUGGAAGCAAUCUGGAAUCCUCCACUCGCCCUUCAAAGGUUUCUGAGGAGUUUCAACCUUCCAUAGUCCAGGUGGUGGUCCCACCUCAGGCUUCAGCAACUGAAACUUCUCUCGGUGAGCAAGAGCAUUCAGUUCAACAAUCUGAGUCUUCUCAAAAGGUAGAACACCCUGGAAGCCACUUGGAAAAUGACGCUCUUCCUGAAAAGUAUCCUGAAGAAGCCACACCUCCAGUCAAGCAAAAGGCUCCAAUUCAUGCUCCAGAAUCCCCUAUGGAGAGAGUAGCUGAAACACUACCACCUGACAAGGCAACAGUUCAACCCCUAGAUCAAGAUCAGGACUACCUCGACUAUUUCUCCAGUGUUAAAGUUAAGCCUGAAAAUUACCAGGAUAACUUGGCUGAUUUUAAAGUUAAGCCUGAAAAUUACCAGGAUAACUUGGCUGAUUUUAAAGUUAAGCCUGAAGAUUCCCGUGAUAACUUAGCUGACUUUAAAGUUAAGCCUGAAGAUUCCCGUGAUAACUUGUCGGAUUUUAAAGUUAAGCCUGAAAAUUACCAAGAUAAUUUGGCCGAUUUUAAAGUUAAGCCUGAAAAUUACCAAGAUAACCUGGCCGAUUUUAAAGUUAAGCCUGAAAAUUACCAAGAUAACCUGCCUGAAAAUUACCAAGAUAACCUGGCCGAUUUUAAAGUUAAGCCUGAAAAUUACCAAGAUAACUUGGCCGAUUUUAAAGUUAAGCCUGAAAGUGACGGUAACUUGGCUGAUUUUAAAGUUAAUCCCGAAGAUUACCAGGAUAAUUUGGCCGAUUUAAAAGUUAAACCCAAAGAUUACCAAGAUAAUUUAGUUGAUUUUAAAGGUAAGCCUGAAGAUUACCAUGAUAACUUGGCCAAUUUUAAAGUUAAGCCUGAAAAUUACCAAGAUAACUUUAAAGUUAAACCUGAAGAUAAGGAUGUUACUGUAUAUUUAGAGCCUACCAAGGAAUUUGAAACUGCUCUAGCCCAGCAAGAGGCCCCAGUUUGGCCUACAGUAUAUGCACAAGAGGUAGAACCUGUUCUCAAUGAGCAGGAGCAAACAGCUCACCGUUCUGAGUAUCCUGAGAAGGAGCAUCCUUCUGAAAUUUAUCCAGAAGCCCCAGCUCAGGACUCAGAGCCUACUGAGGAAUUUGAACCUUUGAUCCAACAGGGACAACCAGGUCCAUUUUCUGAGCAUCAUGAAUUGAUUGCUUCACUUCCAUAUCAGCAUGAAGCUCAAUAUUCAAACUUCCUCAGUAUGACUGUUGAACCUCCACAUGUGGGGCUUCCCAUAAAACCAGAACCCACUACAGAAAGGGAUAUUUCUUCAAUCUACUAUGAGGUUCCAGUUUAUUAUUUAGUUCCCAUGAAUGACAAACUUUCUAAAGCCCAGCAACAUAAGGCUCUACCUCUGCCUCCAGAGCUUUCUGAAGAGGUUGAACCUAUACCAAUUAAUCAGAACACUCCAGCCCUAGAAGCAACUGAAAGUGAAAUUCUUUCUACCCAACAGGAAGCCACAGCAGGCAAUGAACACAAUGAAGAAGUUGAAUUUCCCGCCAUCAUGCAGGAAGCCCCAACUCAGCUUCCAAAGUUUCCUAUGGAGAUAGAACUACAUGAGGACAUAGGUUCAGCUCAGCUUCCAAAGCCACAAAAAACUAUAGUUCAUGCUCCAGUGCAUUUUAAGAUAGUAUCAGGCCAUGAUCAAGCUCAGUAUUCAGCAUUGCCCAAAGCCACAGUUCCACACUUGGAUGUGGAAAUUAACAUAACUCCAGAACCCACCAGAGAGUCUAAACACUCUUCACCUCUGAAGAAGCCGACAGUUUUAAUGAACCCUGAGAAAUCACGUCCAAAUCCACACCAGGCUCCAGCUCAGUAUCCCCACCCAACUCAAGUCACAGUUCAGCCUUUUGAUCUGGACCUUACCUUAACUCCAGGAUCCAGUGUGGAGAUUGAACCUGUUCCAACCAAACAGGAGACCAAAACAAAACUUCCAACGCCACCUAAGGGGCUUAUGUCUCAAGCUGUAGUGUUUUAUGUGAUGCCCGUUUCAAUGCUAGGCCAUGAUCGAAUUCAGCCUACAAAACCACCUGAUGUACCUGUUUCAUCUCUGGAUGUAGGGCUUCCCUCACCUCCAGAACACACAGAAGGGGCUGAAUAUUCUCCAGUCCUGAAGACUACAGCUAUGCCUCCAACUCAGCCUAAAUUGACAUUUCAAACUCCAGUCACAGCUCACCCUUUGAAUGUGGAAUUUACCAUAACUCACCAUUCUGUAAAUCUUGCUGCAGAAAAUGCUUUAGCUGUGCACAUGGAACAGAUUGCCUUUCCCAGCACCAACAUAUGUGAGCUCUGUACUUGCCAGUUUCAGGCACUGGUGUGUGUGGGUCUUCACCCAAAGCAGAGGCUCCACCAAGUGCCCGUGCCAGAUCCUACCGCCAAGAUGAAAAUCUUCACUACUUUAAAUCUUGGUUGCAACUUACUCACAGAACUGAGCUUUGGAACAUUUGAGGCAUGGCAUGGAAUGCAGUUUUUACACCAAUUAAUUCUCAAUCGUAAUCCUCUGAUAGCUGUGGAAGAUAUUCAUCUUUUUAAAUUGCCAGCAUUAAAAUAUCUAGACAUGGGAAGAACGCAAGUGCAACUUGCAACAGUUGAGAACAUCCUCACGAUGACUCUUGAGUUGGAAAAACUGAUCUUGCCUCACCAAAUGGCUGGCUGCCUCUGCCAAUAUAAACAUGAUAUUGAGGUUAUCUGCAAGACAGUCAAGCUGCACUGUGACCAUGUAUUGCUUAUAAACAUCACAUAUUGUCUUGAAGAAGAAUCAAUAGGGAACCCAGAAGGAAGAUUCAUGAAGGUGUUAACUGAUCGGAAGAGAAACAAUAGCACUGAGCUGAUUAUUGAACCAGAAAAAGAACAUAUGGACAAAAAUGAUGCCAGCUACUCAGGCGUAAUGAAUGAGCAGCUAGAGUUGAGCAAAGAAAAUGAAAUUAGUAGUGCACUCAACAAUAUAUUGCCCUAUUUAUCAGAGGGAAAUCUACAUGAUGUAAGGACAACAUUGUUACCAUUCAUUAAACUUGUCCAACCACAGGAAAACAUCCAGGCAGAGAUGAAGAGUACAGAGGAAAGACCACAGAGGCUCAACAGAGUCCUCAAGGGGCCAAGAAGCAUACAGAAAAGGCACUUCAAGAAAGUGGCCAAACAGAACAUCUGGAGGAAACAGAGUGGCCAGCCUCUUCUAGAGAAUAUUGCUAAAGAACGGUUUAGGAGACUACCCAUAAGGGAGCUUCACGUGGCUCAGAAGCCCAGGAAAUUGGUGAGAAACUCCUUGCCCACAGAGCUCUCGUUCACAAAGGAACUUAAGGCAGCAGCCUCUUCACUCCUGAAUCCAGACUCAGCCGGCAGGGCCUCCAUGUCCACCACUGAAAAAGCCCUAAAUGAGGUAAAAAAUAGAGCAAAAACCUUAACCUACACCAGGUUUGUUUUAGAUGGUACAAAUUCUAGAGUUAAAAGCAAAAAGGCUUCUAAUACAAUCAUAUCCCCCCAAAGUUAUGCCGUUCAUAGUACUGGCUCUUUUGUAACCCACAGAAUACCUAAAGCUAAACUGAACAGAAAGUUCAGAAAGAAAACUAGACUCUUUAGACCAGUGCAUGCAAACAGGCCUCCAUUUUCUGGAGUAAGGAGCCUCAUAAAUUCCCCUUCUGGAGAGGACUUUGCAUCAUGGGGAGAGCUGAACUCUCAGGAGAAUACUUUUCCAGAAUUCUAUGCCAUUUCAAAUCCUUCUAUAGACAUCACUCCUCCAAAACAAGAGAUUACAACAAAUGUUUUAGAAGGAAAUACUUUUGUUAAAAACAUUCCUGUACCAGCAGGAAGUCACCCUCAAAACACAAUUAGUGAAAUUGCUGCUCCAGGUUCUAGAGUGACUGCAUUCAACUUAAUGCCGCCUGUCCAACAAACCAACGAGACACUAUGGCAGGGCAUCAACAUGGGCAUUGACUCAUCAUCAGUCAAGGCCACAGACUACCAAUACCAGUUUCCAUCCUUUGGUGAUCAUUUUGAAAUGCAGUUAAACCAGCAGCUGAAGCCUCUUGUUCCCAACAAUGAUGUAAGAAAGCUGCUAUCUCAGCUCAUCCGGACCUUGAAAAUGGACUGCUCUGAGACUGACAUGCAGAAUGCCUGUUCCAAGCUCGUCUCCAGAUCUGGCCUCCUGAUGAAACUUCUCAGCAAAUCACAAGAAGUCAAGUUGUCCAAGGCGGAGUGGGAUACAGACCAGUGGAAAACAGAUAACUACAUUAAUGAGAGUACUGAAGUUCCAGGUGAACGAAAGGAGUCAAGUGAGCUCAUACAAGAAGUUCCUGGAUAUGGCUUUAACAACAAGAUCAUCUUGGCAGUAGCUGUGAUUUUAGUAGUGAUGUUGUUGAUUAUAAUUUUCUGUCUCAUUGAGAUUUGUUGCCACAGAAGAGCAACAGGGGAAGGCCAAAGAUCUUCAAGGGGCUUUCUUUGGUGUAUGCGAAGGCAGGGCCCUUCAGAAUCUGAGAGUCAGGAGGGCUUCUUUUUAGGGCGGCCACUUUGGCUGAGGGAUAUGUACAGGCCUCUCAGUGCUACAAGCAAGAAAAACAUGGCCAAGAAGCUACAAGACAAGGAGUCUUCUGAAGAAGAUGAAAUUUUCCAAAAGAAACAAGGGUGA